Messenger RNA from Cooperia oncophora, 939 nucleotides. Lineage: Eukaryota; Metazoa; Nematoda; Chromadorea; Rhabditida; Trichostrongylidae. The record is from the annotation of a GenBank genome assembly.
AUGACUCCAUUCACUAGCAGCCUCGUCGGAACUACAGCAGCUACCUCAGCUGUGCUAAUUCUUAUCGCCGUGAUCUCUGUUGGCUACGUUGUUAACGACCUGAACAACUUCUAUAAUCAUUCUAGGGAAAGGAUCGAGCAGUUCAGGAGCGUUGCUGACGAUGCCUGGGCAAGGAUGAUCCAAAUCGACGGAGGAGCAAGAUUCGCCCGUCAGGCCUAUGAUGACAGUGGAGUGUACAAUGAACCUACAACAGCGACGCCACCAUCCUCAACACCAGGACCACAGCCGGAUUCCUGCCCUGUUGGUCCCCCAGGACCACCUGGUCUGCCUGGAGAUCCCGGAACUGAUGGAGAAAAUGGAAAAGAUGGUAAUCCUGGCGAACCUGGUUCUAGACCCGCAACGCAGGAUAACCCAUACGCACAGGAAUGCACCACGUGCCCUCCUGGUGCUCAAGGACCACCUGGUCCCGAUGGACCUGCAGGCCCACCUGGACCUGAUGGAAAGCCCGGCACUGAUGGCCAAGGCGCCAAUAAUGGAGCACCAGGUCAACCAGGACCCCCAGGGGAUCAGGGGCAAGCAGGACAGCCAGGAGCACCUGGCCAACAAGGGCCACCUGGAAAGAAUGGCCAACGCGGACAAGGGAAACCUGGAUCAAAAGGUCCAAUGGGACCUCAAGGUCCUGCCGGCCAGCAUGGACAGGAUAGUGAUGUUGGAAGUCCCGGAGCUGAUGGCCAACAAGGAGCUCAAGGACAACCAGGACAAGAUGGAGCUCCUGGACCGGAUGGUCCUCCCGGCCCUCCUGGUCCUCCUGGUGCACCUGGAAAAGAUGCUGCGUAUUGUCCUUGUCCCCCCAGAACUCCAGCGUACCAAGGCGCAACACCAGCUCCAGCAUACAACGAGGAGUCGGAAGGAGGUUAUCGAAAGAGGAAGCGUCACUGA